GCCCAAAUCACCCUCCGGCCCGCGGUGGCGCUGGCGGCACUUCGUCUCCCUGGGCUCCCGGACCUUUGGCCCUCGGGGGUCUCGGAGUGCUAGGCGGAGAAGGGGCUGCUCCCGGCAGACGGCGUCCUCGGCACCCCGCAGGCGGACCAGGCCGUCGGGGCAGGUCGGCCUAAAGCGCUGCGGAGCUGAGCGCCGGGAGGGGUUCCUGCUGGUGGAGAGAGUGCCAGGCGCCCCCCGGGCUCGGCGGCGUGCGGGGACCCCAGGACCCCCGCCCCCGCCCGGGGCAGCCGGAGCCGGGUCGCCGAGCGCGGCGGUGGAUGGAGCCCAGCAGCCCCGAGUCCCGUGCCCUGGAGGUUCAGGCUGCCGCGGGGACAGCGUUUCCAAGACUGGGGCAUGAAGGUCGCUGUGUCGGACCUGGGGUCUCUCUUUGCCAAAAUCUUCAAGACCCCGACGGCGCCCCCGGCGGUCCCCUCGCCGGUGGCCUCCUCCGGCCAUUCGGGGGGCGCUGCCGCCGCAGGCCGGACGGGCUCCGGCGCCUCGCUCAGCGCGGCCCCGACCCCGGCCCUCUUGCCCGCCCUGGCCCCCGACUCCCCCUCCGCCGCGCGGGGAGCGCCGCCCGCCUCGCUCCAUCCUCUGCUCGCCGCCUCCUACCCCCGGGUCUCGGUCUCGAGCCGCGCGGCGGAAGCAGCAGGGACUCCCCUCUCGCUGCCCAGUAGCCCGGGAGGGGCCCGAGCGCAGCCCCCGCCCGCCGGCCACUCCAGCAGCGGCCGCAGCGCCGCAGGCUCCCCCGCCCACCUGGUGAUCUGGGCGCGGCCCGCCCCGGGCCCCGGCGGGGUCACCGCUGCGCUGCCGGCCAUCGGGGGCGCCGGGGGCGGCGGCAGCCUAGGCGCGAGCCCACGGAGCACCCAACAGUCUGGCCCCGGAGAGCGAGAGCCCGGCGCUUGGAUGCCCCCCGGGCCUGGCCCCAGGACCCUGUUCUUCACCCUGCCGGACAUCGGCGAGGAGUGGGCCUCGGACAGCGACUCGGAGGACGGUGGAGAAGCAAGAGGACUGGCAGAAGGAUCUGGAAAGCACAGUUCCGUUGUGAAAAGCGAAGAUCCUUUACCUACACAUUUUACAAGAAACGUGCAGAAAGCCAUUGAUAAAUAUGCCUGUGGAUCCGUAUCAUCGUUGCCAUCGAGUGGAAGGCCCACGCCUGCAGGUGCCCACAACUCUUGGUCUGGGUCUGACACACAGACUUCCACCACUGGCUUAUCAACGGAGAGGAGCUCCAUUUACUCCUGGAGAGAUGACGACUUUGACAAAGCCAAUGCGCAGAAAGUACAGCAGCUAUUCUGGGAGGUGGAAGAAAUGUUGUUCGAAGGGAAAGUAAGCCCUCAGACUCAGAAUCUAGUGGCCGAAUGCAGCGAGUGGGCAAGAAGAUCCCUCCACCUGAGAGUAUUAGGAAGACAGCUCAUAGUGCCGACUGAUGAAGGAUUCCAACAUUUCCACGGUAAUGAGCCUAGUUCCGCGGUCCACACACCCUUCCUGGAUGCCUGUGGACACAAGCACAACAUCAGAGAGCUGUGCAUCUCUGGCUCUCAGAUACUCCCAGGGGUGUGCUCUUCCCCUGCACUGCCUGGCCCCGCUUGCACGCGGCCUGCUGACUGUUCAGCAGGUUCACCCCUGGAAGAAGAGGUUUACGAUGCGGAUGGAAAGAUGGAAGAAUAUUUUGCUUUUGACAGAAAAGAAGAGGGUGAUGAAUGUCUUGAACAGAAAUCAGUUCAUCGCCAUAGGAUGCGGCAUAAACACAGACUUCCUCCCGUUUCUCCUCACGACUGUAUCAAAGAUGCGGUGGCUGCGGAAGUGUUUGAUCAUGUCUGGACAGAUGUGGUAGCACUUUUGGAAGAGCUGGUUAGAAAAACUUGGGAAGUUACACUCCCAGGAAAGAAACAGAAAGAAAAAUUGAAAGUAGCUGAGAAUAAAUCUCCACUUACACUCAUUUCUCGUACGAACACCGAUGCGUCGAGUGUUCCCCCAUCCAGAAGCUCUGAAGCCCGAAGUAUAUCCCUGGCUUCUCAUCUUCAUCCACCUCAGGUUCAUCGCUUCUCCAACAACUUUUAUAGUGAUUUGAGUUGUGUGAUGACAAUUCAAGCAAAACCACUUCAGCAGAGACCUACCUGUUUUGCGGAUAGAACGCAGAAUGAACAAGAAGGCAAAUCACUGGGUGUGGGGGCCAGUGCUCCGUCUUUGGCCCGGCACCGUCUGGGACGAAUCUCAGAUGCUCGCGGACUCCACGCUUCCGCGAGGAAGACGCCUGCACAUCUGAGGCUGCCUUCUCUCACUUCAGACUCCCAGAGGAUGAAGACCCCCAGUGUGUGCAGCGAUGAAGUUCUAAGGGGAACAAAGCCGCAAACUGGCAUAGACCGGGGGUCCUCCCCACCGGCUCAGGCCUCAAGGAGCAGGUUACCCCCCAUAGGCUCAGAGACUGGUGGGCAGAAUGUGGCAGUUCCUGGAUCUCGACCUGUUCCUUACAGAGGGAGGCAUCCACAGAACCGUGUGUUAAGUGCAGUACCUGACAGUUUGGAACGCUCGCCUCUUCGAGAAAGAUCUCUGACCGUGGAACAGUUUUCAAGACCCAGCACAACCCACACAUUUCGGUUAGAUACUCCUCGAAAAGGUUCACUGACCCUGAUGGAAUUUGCUGGCCACACAUGGACAAGUCAGAGUCUGUUGACAGGUUCACAGUAUCCGCCUAAAUCUUUUCAGAGGACGACUCUGACGUCAAGGAAGAGAUUCCAAGUGGCAUCUUGAUGGAACCGGGAGCAGCCAGUCUCAGCAUGCCAUUUAUCACACGAAUAAUGGAAGAACAAGUAUUCUACUACGCAUCAGUUUGUCUGACAGCGGGACCUGAGCCCGUCUGAGAGAAAUGCAAGCACAUAAACAGCUUAGUUUUGCAUCCUUG
Acinonyx jubatus (cheetah) is the source of this 2944-nucleotide messenger RNA. It is a transcript of the gene FAM149A, whose product is annotated as family with sequence similarity 149 member A. Bases 394 to 2793 code for a protein of 799 amino acids. The transcript has 14 exons. The record is from RefSeq and is a predicted model, not a curated record. Lineage: Eukaryota; Metazoa; Chordata; Mammalia; Carnivora; Felidae.